Messenger RNA from Ochotona curzoniae (black-lipped pika), 618 nucleotides. It is a transcript of the gene RPS10, whose product is annotated as ribosomal protein S10. Lineage: Eukaryota; Metazoa; Chordata; Mammalia; Lagomorpha; Ochotonidae. The coding region runs from base 80 to 577 and encodes 165 amino acids. Gene Ontology annotation, molecular function: structural constituent of ribosome; RNA binding. The record is from RefSeq and is a predicted model, not a curated record. Gene Ontology annotation, cellular component: cytosolic small ribosomal subunit. The transcript is spliced from 6 exons.
CUCGCCAGCCCGGAAGAGAAGCCGCGCCGCGCAUGCCCCUUCCUUUCCAGCGUCGCCCUCGAGCCCAGCAGCCGCCGCGAUGCUGAUGCCCAAGAAGAACCGGAUUGCCAUCUACGAACUCCUCUUCAAGGAGGGAGUGAUGGUGGCCAAGAAGGACGUCCACAUGCCCAAGCACCCGGAGCUGGCGGACAAGAACGUGCCCAACCUGCACGUCAUGAAGGCCAUGCAGUCCCUCAAGUCCCGAGGCUACGUGAAGGAGCAGUUCGCCUGGAGACAUUUCUACUGGUACCUUACCAACGAGGGCAUCCAGUACCUCCGCGAUUACCUGCACCUGCCCCCCGAGAUCGUGCCCGCCACCCUGCGCCGCAGCCGCCCCGAGACCGGCAGGCCUCGACCCAAAGGCCUGGAGGGGGAGCGACCUGCAAGGCUCACGCGAGGAGAAGCCGACAGAGACACUUACAGACGGAGUGCUGUGCCCCCUGGUGCUGACAAGAAAGCCGAGGCCGGGGCUGGGUCAGCAACUGAGUUCCAGUUUAGAGGUGGAUUUGGUCGUGGACGUGGGCAGCCACCUCAGUAAACAUGGAGAUUAUUUUGUGUUAAAUAAACCUCUAGCCACAA